Oncorhynchus keta (chum salmon) is the source of this 1992-nucleotide messenger RNA. RefSeq names its product von Willebrand factor D and EGF domain-containing protein-like. Gene Ontology annotation, molecular function: signaling receptor binding. The record is from RefSeq and is a predicted model, not a curated record. Gene Ontology annotation, cellular component: extracellular region; cell surface. Gene Ontology annotation, biological process: anatomical structure development. Lineage: Eukaryota; Metazoa; Chordata; Actinopteri; Salmoniformes; Salmonidae.
AUGUCGGAGGAAACAGCUGAAGACCAAGCUCCAGAGUGGCACCUGGGAGGUUACCGCAUGUUGAGGAACCCGUGUCGCUGCGUGGACUUUGACUCCAGUGACCUGCAAAACACUGCCAUACAGGACUGCCUGAUCUGUGAUCACUCCCUCUCCCCAGGAUGGUACCGCUUCAGCAUUAACAACAAGCCUGCAGAGAUGCCCACCAGCUGUGUGGAAAUGAACAGAUGUGGCACCCAGGCACCUGUGUGGCUGUCUCUGACUGAUAGCUCGUUGCCCCGCCCAGGGGAGGUCCGCAAGCUCUCAGCCUGUGCCCCCUGGCAGUUCUUCCACGGGAGCACCAAGGACUGCUGCCUCAUCCACAUCCCCAUCUCAGUGCCAAGUCUCCCUGCAUUAUCCCACAAGCCUGUGAUCACCCCAGAGCUGGUGGGCAGCAGUGUCCACCUGCGAUGCACCUUCAGUGGGGUGAAGACCUCGGGACUCCCCUUGGGCUACCUGGUGGUCUGGGUCCGACACCUGGCAUCCAAUAUGAAGUUGGAGAUCAGGAAAUAUUCUAUCAUGGAGACCUUCUCAUUGGCUGUAGUCCCCACUUACUUCAAGGAGACCACCAUAGUCCCAGUGCCCAAGAAAACCAAGACAGCCUGGAUCCCAGCAUGGAGGCCCCCCAACAUGCCCCUGUCUACCUGCCAGGUGGAGCUGCAGCCUACUGCAGCCUGCAGCCGGAGCCAGGGGUGUGCCUGGGCCAGCCUCACCCUCACCGCUGUCACAGACUUCACCCGCGACGGCAACCGCCCCAGCCUCCUCAGCGCCACUCUGACGCACCGCGCCUCUGAAGGGGAUACACCCCUCAAGGUGGUCAUGCUGGUCAUGGGUAACGGUCAGCUUCAGGAGACCAGGCCCCAGCUCUCUCUGAAGAACCUGGGAGGAUAUAACAGUGGGUCCAGAGGGACCAGCGGCUCCAGUCAGUAUCGGAUAAAGAUCCAUGAAAAUCACAGUAGGGCGGACGUCAGUGAUUGGGGGAUGAGCCUGUCAAUCAGAGCUCCCAGUGUGGACUACAGCAGUACCACGGGACUCUGUGGGACGUUCGACCGGAACGGUCACAACGACUUCCAUGGACCUGAUGGGACCACCUAUGGGAGCACUGAACAAGAACGCUUUGUGCAGGAAUGGACGCUAGCCGCGGGGGAGAGCUUAUUUGACACCGUGCCCCCUGUAAUGGAGGUGGAGGAACUACGGCCUUUCUGUCGAAACCAGGCCCAGUGCCAGUCGCACGACAAUGUGGAUGUUCACCCCUGGUUGGACACUACCUCUGAGUACAUUAGGAGCGCUGAACCAGAACAAAGUGACCACCAGGGAGUGUCCAUUCGGAAAAGCCCAGCUCUGCCUAUGGAGAUACACAAACAGCCGAGUUCCCAGGGCUUGGGGACCACGUGGAUAAGAGCGCUGUACGAGUUCCAGCCCAUCUUCACCACUCAGUCCCUGAGCCAAGCGGACCUGGAGAGCUUAGCCUAUUUCUUUCCUGAGGACCACCACCUGUCUUCAGAGCGACCAGUGGCUCAGCCUGUGUGGCCCACCCCGUGUGGGCUUACCUCGGUCAAGGCCCUGGAGGUGUGCCAGCUAGCCCUGGGGAACUCCAUGGUGGGAACAGUGUGUGAAGGGCUGCUGGGCCGGAGGCUGGAUGAGGCAGUGGACCUGUGCAUGCUGGACCUGCAGCUCAAUGAGGACCUGGCCUGGGAGGAGACUCUGGUGCCCUACCUGGAGAACGAGUGUGAGAGGAGGCUAUUGGAGGACUGGACCCAGAGGGCCCUGGAGCUGGGGGAGUCCGUUGGGACGGUACUCACCGCACUGCGCUGCCCCAACUUCUGCAACGGGAACGGCCAGUGCACUGAGUGGGGUUGUCAAUGCUAUCCUGGCCACAGCUUCUACGACUGCAGUCUGGCUAUCAGUCAGCCCGUGGAGUUGACAGACCUGGAGAACAGUGGUCUGUCUGUGUGA